UAUCUGCUUAUGCUGCAUAUUUAUAUUUGCUUUUAUUUAUAUUAGAAAAACGUAAUAUCACGUUCCUGUAUACUUUAAAAACUUGUCGGUGACAAAUAUGUAACCGCCAUGCCUGCUAACCUCUAGAAAUCAUUCAGCCUUCUUUCCCAGUGCUCCGUGAUAGAGACUUGUUUUGUUGCAAGUUCUCAUUGGAAACGUGGCGAAGGAUUAUGAAAGCAAUACGGGAUGUGAAAGCAAUACGUCAUGGUUGACUUGAUUAGAUACAGACCGUAGAGAGUGUAAGGAAAUGGUACCCCAAGAAAAAUCCACAUCGUUACACGUUUAAAAAGAUUUUAAUGUAAUACGCGAAUAUAACAACCACAAUUUUACAUAGGUUGUAUUACAAUUAGUAUCAAGUAUUUGCCCCACAACGCCUGGCAGCCGGAAGGUACAAUGCUGCCCAGGACCAUUCUAGUUGUGCUGUUGUUGGGGCUGAUUCUGUGGCCUGACGGGUCGCAGUCAUGGCGUCGGCGGCGCCGCAGACGAUGUCCCGUCCGCGACUGCCAGUGGAGCCUUUGGACAAGCUGGUCUAGCUGCUCUGCGUCUUGUGGCCCAUCAGGUACCAGGGUGAGAACAAGAUCUAAAGCCGUCGAAGCUCAGUGUGGAGGUAGUAGCUGUAGCGGGUCGAACAGGGAGACUCGGACCUGCAACAGAAUCUGUUACAACGGAGGCUACGUGUACGGCGGUCGCUGCAGCUGUCGGUCGGGGUACACGGGGACCUGCUGUCGAAGUGACGUCAACGAGUGCAGAAGCAGUAACGGUGGUUGUGACCACACCUGUUACAACACACAAGGGAGUUUCUACUGCCGCUGUAGGUCUGGCUAUAGUUUGUCAGGCUCCACAAGAUGUGUGGACAUUAACGAGUGCAGAAGCGGUAACGGUGGUUGUGACCACACCUGUUACAACACACAAGGGAGUUUCUACUGCCGCUGUAGGUCUGGGUACAGUCUGUCAGAUUCCACAAGAUGUGUGGACGUCAAUGAGUGCAGAAGCAGUAACGGUGGUUGUGACCACACCUGUUACAACACACAAGGGAGUUUCUACUGCCGCUGUAGGUCUGGUUACAGCCUGUCAGGCUCCACAGGAUGUGCGGAUGUCAAUGAGUGCAGAAGCAGUAACGGUGGUUGUGACCACACCUGUUACAACACACAAGGGAGUUUCUACUGCCGCUGUAGGUCUGGCUAUAGUUUGUCAGGCUCUACAAGAUGUGUGGACGUCAACGAGUGCAGAAGCAGUAACGGUGGUUGUGACCACACCUGUUACAACACAGAAGGGGGGUUCUACUGCCGCUGUAGGUCUGGCUAUAGCCUGUCAGGCUCCACAAGAUGUGUGGACAUAGACGAAUGCACCAGUCACAUCGGACGCUGUGACCACAUCUGCACCAACACUGCAGGGAGUUACAGCUGUUCCUGUAGGCCUGGGUACCGUCUGUCGGGCUCCAGGAUUUGUGUUGACAUCGACGAAUGCAGAGGCAACAAUGGCGGAUGUGAUCACAUGUGCAUCAACACCGUGGGCAGCUACUCCUGUGCCUGCAGAGAGUAUUAUCACAUGACGUCCUCUGGGACUUGUGAAAAAAGCGACACGUCUUCAGCCAACUACACGCCUUCAGACAACAAUGCGACCACAGAAAGCCAUACGCCUACUUAUCUCGUUGCCCUUGAAGGCAUUGGAAGCUCCUUUCUUGUCAUCGUCGUUAUCAUUGUUAUAUACAAAGUUCUCAAAAAGAUCUUGACAAGCAAGUGGAACAUUCGUCUAUGUAAUGACAAAUCCCCACCCCCUUAUGAAUUGCAGACAUAGGUCAAGUAAUAGUCAAGCAGUUAGAAUGGGACAAAACAGUAGUUAAAUGUGAGUUUGCAUGAUGUGUGAUAUGCUUUCUUACCUAGGCAAUAAUUAUAUCAUGUAAGAGUGCAAGCAAUUUCAGUACCUCGUCUGAUAAACAUUUGCUUAAUGUAUUUUCCAAUUUACACCAAUUGAAUGAGCGAUAACACUCUUGCACUUUUCAGAUAUAAUCAUUUUACUAUAUAUUAGCAAUAAAGUCGAAUAGUACUAGUGACGUCGUAAUGUUGCAUAACUGAGCAUAGCUUCACCGACAUCGCGGAUGACCUGUAAACGGUAAAUGACGUCUCUUCCGACCGAGGUGAACACGGCAUUCUAUCCUAGCGACCUUGAGGAGAUAUUUGAUUCGGGAAGUUAAUAGAUGGAGGCAGGCAGUCACGGUGGAGCUUUGAAACUUUCUGUUUAUCGUAACUGAGGGUCACACCGUAUCAGGGUAUCAGUUUUGAACGGCAUUGAAAACGCUGUGUAUACAACAUAUACCUGCCUAUUCAGCAAACCUCGAGCAACAUAUCUUGAACAAGUGCCGUGUAUAUGCAACACAUUUGUAGACCUGACUUGAGUCAAGGUCUAUUUUUGCGUUGCCCUGUUUACCUAAGACUUUAGGUCUUUCCCAACCUAGACUGUUUAUCAAGACGUCAUUCGUCCCAAUUGACGGUCCACUGGACGACAGUAUAUCCUCUCCAAGCAGAAACGUGGCUUACGUUUUUUCUGUGCUCUAGGGCAGACUGAAGUCAUUCUUGGGAUAAUUGUGUUGCACUAAAA
Molecule: messenger RNA, 2637 nt
Organism: Branchiostoma floridae (Florida lancelet)
Lineage: Eukaryota; Metazoa; Chordata; Leptocardii; Amphioxiformes; Branchiostomatidae
Product: signal peptide, CUB and EGF-like domain-containing protein 3
Exons: 10
Coding region: 433-1836 (467 amino acids)
Molecular function (GO): calcium ion binding
Source: RefSeq, a predicted model, not a curated record